AUGGAAAUCUCUACGAACGACCAGUACCACGACGAAAAAGAAAGGAUUCCGCUAUGGAACACAAAUUCCAAGGACAAGAGGGAUACUACCUAUAUUAGAAUCACUUCAAAAAAGGGAACAAGCCAUCUUUUCUACACUUCUGUAACUCAAACCGAUGGCAUGCCUUCGCUGCGAGAGCUCUACAGAAUAGGGCACGGUCCAUCCAGUUCCCACACGAUGGGACCUUCUUUUGCUGCACAAGCGUUCAAAAAACUGUACGAUGACAAAGCAGAUCGUUACGAAGUCACUUUAUAUGGUUCUCUGGCUGCUACGGGAAAGGGACAUAUGACCGACGUGGCCAUUGAGAACGAGUUGAAGCCCAAAAAAGUCACGUUCAUCUGGAAGGCUAAUGAAACAUUAACCUUCCAUGUGAACGGUAUGACCCUCAAGGCCUUCCAAAACGACAAGGCAAUCGGUCAGGAAACCUAUUACUCGGUUGGAGGCGGAGCGAUUAUUGCCGAUUCUAAGCUCGACAAACGCGAAGGCCCCUACCGCAAGACCUUCGAUCCAGUGUACAAAUACUCCACGAUGAAGUCGGUCAUGCGCUGGUGCCGCAAGACGGGCUACAAGCUGAACGACUACGUCUACCAGAGCGAAGACGACGAGAUUCACUCCUAUCUUCUCGAGGUCUGGACCGCGAUGAAGCGCUGCGUGGAGAUCGGUCUGCAGGGCAAGGGCGUGCUCCCCGGCGGGCUCAAUCUGCCCCGCAAGGCGCGGGACAUGUACCGCGCGGCGGAGCGCAGCAGCAAGUUCAUGAGCGAGAACGCGUAUCUCUUCGCGUACACGCUCGCCGUGUCGGAGAACGACGCGGGCGGGGAGACGGUGGUCACCGCUCCGACGUGCGGCGCGUGCGGCAUCGUCCCUGGACUGCUCUAUUAUCUCCACAAGCACCAGCCCAGCAUCACCGACGAGGACUGCAUCGACGCUCUCGCCGUCGCUGGCGUCAUCGGCAAUCUCGCCAAGGUCAACGCGUCCAUUUCGGGAGCCGAAGCGGGCUGUCAGGCCGAGGUGGGAACGGCCUGCGCGAUGGCCGCGGGCGCGGCGUGCUUUCUGAUGGGCGGAACGACGGAGCAGAUCGAAUACGCGGCGGGAAUGGCGAUCGAACACAUGCUGGGAUUGACGUGCGAUCCGGUGAAGGGACUGGUGCAGGUGCCGUGCAUCGAGCGGAACGCGAUGGCGGCGACGCGGGCGCUGGAGUGCGCGCAGUACGCGCUGAUGACGAACGCGUUCCACAUUAUCUCGCUGGAUGAAGUGCUGAUGACGAUGAUCAUGACCGGAGAGGACAUCGAGGACACGCUGCGCGAAACGUCGAGGGCGGGGCUGGCGCAGACGUACAAUCUGGACGAGCUGGCGAAGAAGCAGCGGUUCGCGGAGCUGAAGAGAAGAUGGCUGGGAUUGCAUAGGAAGGAAGGGAUUAGCAUGUUUUGGGGAACACAGGGAGAGGAAGGCGGAGAAUCGGAGAAGGAAGAGGGGGACAUAGAGCACGAAUCGGAAGUGGAAUUAGAAUGAAUGAAUGAAUGAAUGAAUGAAUGAAUGAAUGAAUGAAUGAAAAGCUAAAUGAAUGAAUGAAUGAAUGAAUGAUGGGAUUGAACUGACUCUUCUCAUCAAUGGUUUUACAUUCCUCUGUGUACUUUAACUCGUUUUAAAUAUAUUUAUUUUUGUAUAUUUUUACUUUAAUUCAUAAU
This is a messenger RNA of Blastocystis hominis, 1724 nucleotides long. RefSeq lists its product as hypothetical. Gene Ontology annotation, biological process: gluconeogenesis. The transcript has 4 exons. The record is from RefSeq and is a predicted model, not a curated record. Bases 1 to 1548 code for a protein of 515 amino acids. Gene Ontology annotation, molecular function: L-serine ammonia-lyase activity; 4 iron, 4 sulfur cluster binding. Lineage: Eukaryota; Bigyra; Opalinata; Blastocystidae.